CCCCCGCAGAAAUAUCGCACUUGGGUGCCUCCACUUUGGUUAGAGUCAACGCAGCGCGUCAAAAUUGUAGAUUUCGCAACCGCGUAUCCCACGUUUUCUGUUUUACGUCUGUGAUCUAGUCACGCUUCAUUCGAAUAGUAGCGUAACUAGUCGCGGUUUGAAUUAUACUGUUUAUGGUCGGCGAUUACGCGACAAAAUGAAGGGGGGCGUGAUUUUUUUAACUUUAUUUACGCUCGUCUUCGCUAAUAAUUAUUCAAGCAAAUACGACAACGUAGACGUCGACAGAAUCCUAAGCAAUGAUCGUAUUCUCACCAAUUAUAUACGCUGCUUGAUGGAAGAAGGACCCUGCACUGCGGAAGGUCGGGAAUUGAAAAAGACGUUACCCGAUGCCCUUUCAUCGGAAUGUAGCAAGUGCAAUGAAAAACAAAAAUCAACUGCGGAAAAAGUGAUAGAACAUCUUAGAGUGAAACGGCCGAGAGACUGGGACAAGCUUACUGCAAAAUACGAUCCUCGAGGAGAGUACAAGAAACGCUACGAAGCAUCUAUUGCGGCAAAGAAAGCUUAG
Messenger RNA from Neodiprion virginianus, 565 nucleotides. RefSeq names its product ejaculatory bulb-specific protein 3-like. NCBI's taxonomy places the organism in Eukaryota, Metazoa, Arthropoda, Insecta, Hymenoptera, Diprionidae. The coding region runs from base 197 to 565 and encodes 122 amino acids. The record is from RefSeq and is a predicted model, not a curated record. The transcript has 2 exons.